Trichophyton verrucosum HKI 0517 is the source of this 384-nucleotide messenger RNA. RefSeq lists its product as uncharacterized. NCBI's taxonomy places the organism in Eukaryota, Fungi, Ascomycota, Eurotiomycetes, Onygenales, Arthrodermataceae. The transcript is spliced from 2 exons. The record is from RefSeq and is a predicted model, not a curated record. Bases 1 to 384 code for a protein of 127 amino acids.
AUGUACGAAGAGCUGUCUGUAGAUGCAACUCCCGGUCCCUCUCGUGUACGGCGGAUGGAUGAACUGGUCUCGACAGCGAAAGAUGAAGAUGUCGCAGUUGAUGGUGAUGGUCCUUUUUUUCUGUCUUUCUUCCUCCGUUUUAACGCAGGCUGGUCCUUGGCCGUUGACCCGCGACGAGACGAGGCAGAAGGACGGCGAGAGAAAGCAAAGGCCGAGAUGGAGAUGGAGAUGAGUAUUUUUGUCUGCCUGGAGAGAUUUUAUGCUGACUGGGGGUUUUUCUUUCUUCAGGUCGGAAAGGGGCUGCUCGUCGCUGCAAGGGUGCCUGUAGUCGACGGAGCUUUCAGCCAGGCAGACAGCCAGAUAGACAGACAGACAGAGAGAUAG